Messenger RNA from Macrobrachium nipponense, 744 nucleotides. RefSeq lists its product as uncharacterized. The coding region runs from base 1 to 729 and encodes 242 amino acids. Lineage: Eukaryota; Metazoa; Arthropoda; Malacostraca; Decapoda; Palaemonidae. The transcript has 3 exons. The record is from RefSeq and is a predicted model, not a curated record.
AUGGAUCAGUUUGGCGAGAAGCUUCCAAGACUGCCUGAUACCCUUAUUCAGGCAGAGUUUGAUGCCCCUGAAACUCCACCUUCUCUUGAGGUUGGUGAAUUAGUAUGUGGAUAUGUGAAGAGUGAUGAUACUUGGUAUCGCUCAGAGGUGAAAAACAUUAAAAAUGAUGAAAUUACAGUUCAUUUUGUUGACUUCGGAAGUUCAUAUGUCAUCUCUCGUAGCAAUGUUCGAGUUUUUAAAGCAGAACUGAUGAAAACUCCUGUGGUAGCAUUGAAAGUCAAAUUGGCCAAAGUAGAUGCCAAUGAUGUAGAAAUGAAACGUUACUUGACGUCUUUAGUAAUGGGCGAGAAGACUUACAAGAUGCGGUCACUUAAAGGAGAUGAAUCUCAGUUUGAGUUAUUUGAUAAUGAUGUGCUAUUAAAUGAUCACAUGUGCAACCAUCUUCAGGCAAGGAGAAUAGAAAAUUCAAAUAAGAGCAGUUUGGGUACAGCAAAAGAGGCAUUGCCAACAAAGGAUGGAAAAUCAAAGGUACCUGGUGAGUGUGAAGCACCAAGAAAGGGAAUUCCUAUGUAUGAGAAUUGCAAGAUGUCACCUCUCAACAAAGGGAAGGCUGUUGAAAUUGUGGUUAUUCAUGCAAGUAGACCACAUGCAAUAUACAUAGUUGCAAAAGUAAGUUCCAUAUAUUUUAUGAAAAUAUUGAAGGCUAGUAGGUGCUCUCAUCGUGUUUAAGCUUAUACUUUUGUC